Lachancea meyersii CBS 8951 is the source of this 1740-nucleotide messenger RNA. NCBI's taxonomy places the organism in Eukaryota, Fungi, Ascomycota, Saccharomycetes, Saccharomycetales, Saccharomycetaceae. The record is from the annotation of a GenBank genome assembly.
AUGCCCAGCGAUUAUACACCAAUUGAUGGUUCUGCCAAGGUUUCCAGAGCCAGACGAAACUGGUUUUUGUCUGGCUUCGCAGCAUUUCUGAUGCUCUGUGUGCUGGGGGCAACAAAUAUUGCCCGUAAAGCUUCAGAUGUCCCCACUGCGCCGUUGAUUUGCGAUUCUAUCCGUAAAGUAGACGAAUUGCCCGUUCAAAAAAUCCAAAAACUGCUUGCCGAUGAGACCCUGUACAACGAAACAUUGGCCAAGCUGCAAAACGCUGUGCGUGUGCCAACAGAGGUGUACGAUACCGCAGUGAAUCCAGAAAUCGACCCUCACGACGAAACCUGGACAACUUUUAAGGAAUUCCACAAACAGCUAGCUAAAGACUUUCCUGCACUCUGGGAAAACCUCCAAGUCGAGCACGUCAAUCAUUAUGGGCUGAUUAUCACCUGGAAGGGCUCCAACUCGACUCUGAAACCUGUCAUGUUUGCGGCCCAUCAGGACGUGGUGCCCGUGGAGCGCAAGACGUGGGAUAAAUGGGAGCACGCGCCAUUCUCUGGUGACGUCACUGAGGACCCCGAUUGGGGCACUAUGGUGUGGGGACGUGGCUCGUUCGACGACAAAAACCAGCUCAUCGGGGUUCUCCAGGCGUUGGAAUAUAUGUUGGUUCAUGAACCCGAGUUCCAGCCAAAACGCAGCAUUAUUAUCACCUCUGGAUUCGACGAGGAGAGUGGCGGGAGUUUUGGAGCUGCUUACAUCGCCAAGGUCUUGGAAGAACGUUACGGCAACGACGGCAUUUUGAGUAUCAUCGACGAGGGUGUGGUUGGUAUAAGAGAGGUCGAAAAUGUCUUGAUUGCGGCUCCUGGCACUGGCGAAAAGGGCCGUUUUGACAUGUGGAUUCAUCUCAGGACACCCGGGGGCCAUUCUUCUGUGCCUCCAGAUCACACCUCGAUUGGCAUUGCUGCUGACUUGAUUACCGACAUUGAGGGUGAGAAGUUCCCUGCCCUUUUCACUGAAAGAAACCCUGUGUCGCAGUACUACCGCUGCAUUGCGAAGAACUCUGAUACUAUGUCUCCCAGCCUGAGAAAGGACUUUGCACGCGCCAUGCAAAACCCCGAGGCUAACGGAAGAGUCCUGAAAUACUUGAUGGAGACCGGAGGUAAGAAAGUCGAGUAUCUUUUCCGCAGCACGCAUGCUUUCGAUCUCAUUCACGGUGGGAUCAAAGCCAACGCUUUGCCCGAGACUGUGUCGCUGUUUGUGGACUCUAGAAUCGCCGUCGAAUCGACCGCUGCAGAGGUGAGAGAUGCAUUCACAGCCAAGGUCUUGAAAGUGGCCAAGAAGUACAACCUCGGAGUCUCCAUCCCCGGUAAAGAGCUUAUUGCGGCUACAGAAAAUGGACAAUUUGUCCUGGAGUAUUUGACUCCACUUGAACCUGCUCCCGUGUCGCCAGAAAACGAGGUUUGGAGCAUUUUUGCCGGCUCUAUCAAGACUUUCUACGAAGACGCUGUUUUCCCAGAAACUUCUAACGAGUCUCGAGACCUGGUUGUCGCACCAAGCAUCAUGACCGCCAACACAGACACUGCCCAUUACUGGAAGCUCUCCAAGAACAUUUACCGCUACCAACCUGGCUUCGCCAUGGAGGACACACUUUCGACGAUCCAUUCUGUUAACGAGCACAUCAACUUCGAGACCGUGAUGCAUGUGGUAGCCUUCACAUACGGUUACAUUCAAGCCCUGGACGCGGUUGACUUGUGA